AUGUUGAAGUUAAUAGGAAGUCGUAUUGUCUCAUUAAGAAUCACAUUAACUAAUACGAUUAGUGGAUGGUCAUUCGUCUCAUCUUCUUUUCGAUAUCUUCAAAUGGCGCUGCUUCAACGUUUACACUUAAUUGACAUCGAACCAGAUGAAUUCGAUGAAUUAUUACUCGAUAAUUUUGUAAAACAGUUACAUACUUUAUUAAUUGAUGUGUCACCUUCUAAUUCAUUUAAUGGUCUACAGAUCGAAGGAAUUUAUCUAGUUAAAAUUUGUUCAAGGAUGCCUUUUCUAAAGACUUGUCGACUUCCAUUUAAUUAUGAUGAUAUGAAAAGGAAUUCUACAGGAAACUAUUCGCUGAAGUAUGAAAUUUCUUUAACAAAUCUAUUAAAUUUCAAUCAACUUCGAACUUUAACUAUUGGCAUACAUACGGCACAGUUUCUCGAACGUUUACUAUUAUGUAUACCAUUGAUUGAAAAUUUUUCUUUUACCAUAAGAAAUCGAGAUAAUCAUGAGAACGAUAAUGAAAUUAUAUUACCUGUUGCCAUUGAUUCACAUCAUCUUCGAUAUUUAUCUCGUCUGAACAUGCACUGUCUGGAUAGAAUAAGUUUUUAUCGAAUGACUGCACUAUUCUCUUUAGUUUUCGAUCGACUUAAUCAUUUGUCAUUAAAAUUAGAUGCAUAUAUGUCAAUAUCUGAUUCAUUGAUUAUAUCAGGUGAUAUUAUUCAACAGUUAUGUAUUGAUCGUCUUAAAUCAAUGGCAACAUAUAGACUUAGUCUAUUGUUAAGUGUCGAAAACGAUAUGCAAGAUAAAUUCAUUUUCAAUUCAUUUUUAAAAUCUCCAUUUAUUCAUCAAGAAAAAUCGAGAGUUUUGAUUCAGGAAUAUACUAAUCAUGAUAUUAGUCGUUCAUAUCAUUGUUUUAUGAUAUAUACAUUUCCAUAUAAUGACACAGUUAUUAAACCAUGUGUAUUCUCUACAAAUCUUCAAAGAUUCAGUCAAACGACUACUAAUGCAAUGAAUUUAUUUCCUCGAAUAAAUACAUUGUCAUUAUUCGGCUAUAAGAAGAUGAAAUAUAUUCGGGAUCUUGGCAAUAUUCGAAGUUCGAUAUCGUCGUUAGUACCUUGGACUUUAUUCACACAUAUUGAAAUCAAUGAUAGUGAUGUUAUUACUCAUCAUACAUUACGAUCGAUAUUGGAAAUGGCUUAUAAUGUACAUACAUUAGAUAUCUUUGAUGAUAGAGGAGUUUUUUUCCGUACGAUACUGCAUAACAAAGAUAGUUUCGGAAGGCGUAUCAAUCAACAGAUAAAAUCCUUGAAAAUCUUCGAUGCGUCAUGGACAUUACAGAAUGUUCAACGUUUCUGCAGAUUACUGUCGAAUCAAUUUUCUAGUCUGAAAACAUUUUCAUUUACUAUUUUUGCUUCAUACCUUCACUGGCGUUGGCAACCAUCACAUACUAUUGGUGGGAAAAAUAAAUCUACAAAACGAAUUGUUAAUCUCAUUCAUUUUAUUAUUGAUCAUUUACAACAACUGGUUUGGCUUGAAAUAAACUUUUCUAAUUUGGAUGCUCCUGAUACACCUUGUUUCCCAGAUUUAAUCCGACGACAGCUACAUCAAUAUUCACUUAGUCGACCUUGUCAGUUCAGAUGUUCUACCAAAGAAAUUCAAAUCUGGCUUUAA
Molecule: messenger RNA, 1671 nt
Organism: Adineta ricciae
Lineage: Eukaryota; Metazoa; Rotifera; Eurotatoria; Adinetida; Adinetidae
Source: the annotation of a GenBank genome assembly